GCUCCAAAUCUCGCCCAAAUCUGCUAGAAUAUUCUUCUCCUGAGCUCCUAAUUCUGGACGACGAAAAUCAGAAAUCUCAUUUUCCAUCUUACUUGGUUCUUUGUACAGUUGUCUUGCUCUAUCAUGGAUUUUGAGUAUUACGCUGUGGAAAUUUCCUCCAAAGUCUGGGGGAUCUUCCUUCUAAUUCUAAGCUUGGAGUUCUCUGAACUUCAACCUCAGUGCAUGCGGCUCCAUCAAAACUUUUUACAGCUUUCUUGGAUUCCGAUUGUUUUUUUAGAACAAAAUUUUCAAUGGAGUAUUAGGUUUUGGAAAUUUUCCUCCAAAGUCGGGGCGUUCUUCUUUCUACGGCUUUCUUGGAUUCCGAUUGGUUUUUUAGAACAACUUGGGGUUCCCAGAGUUAGGAAGGUUGUAAUACCUGGAUUUGGAGAACAUUGUGGCUUCCUCUUUCUUCCUAUGACUGCAGAAGUUGUUAGUUUCUUCAUUCCGCUAGAAUUGUGUUUUGGGAAAAUAUGAGAGAGGCUUAUAAUAUGGUGUAAAUAUACAAAUGGUUUCUUUGACUAUUUAAUUUGGCAUUACAGUGGAA
Ipomoea nil (Japanese morning glory) is the source of this 583-nucleotide messenger RNA. RefSeq lists its product as uncharacterized. The transcript is spliced from 4 exons. NCBI's taxonomy places the organism in Eukaryota, Viridiplantae, Streptophyta, Magnoliopsida, Solanales, Convolvulaceae. The record is from RefSeq and is a predicted model, not a curated record. Bases 124 to 513 code for a protein of 129 amino acids.